Messenger RNA from Fopius arisanus, 1870 nucleotides. Its product is annotated as zonadhesin. NCBI's taxonomy places the organism in Eukaryota, Metazoa, Arthropoda, Insecta, Hymenoptera, Braconidae. The coding region runs from base 274 to 1845 and encodes 523 amino acids. The transcript has 3 exons. The record is from RefSeq and is a predicted model, not a curated record.
CGCGUUUAUUGCGGUAAAAAAAUACUGCGAUACGGUAUGAGAAUAAUUACAUGUAUUCGACAGACAUUCUUCAGGUUUACGUGACGAUCAAUUCAAAAACUGUCAUUUUAUCCAGUGUAACACCAACAAAAAAAUUGAAGAAUUCGAAAUGAUUGCGAUGUUUAUUAUAGCGGGCAUGACUGGCCAUUGCUACAUAUUAUUUAAGGAAAAAAAAAUGCCGUGAUCAUUAUUUCUUCGACUGUUAUACAGUAGGCUAAUUUAAUCGUCUCAGUCAUGAAGGGUUUUGUUCUACUUAUUUUUCUGCACACAUGGAGUCUAGCAACGGGAAGUCGAGUAGUAUCACUGAAAUAUCAACAGAAGGAGUACAAAAAUCCUCAUUUGCCAGUGAGCCGUAUCACAUACUGUGUCCACAAUCAAUAUUACGAUGAGGCGGAGGGCCGCUGUCUCGGAUUUCCUGGAGGCGGUAGAAUCAUAUCUAUCAACUCCCAUAAAAGAUGUCCAACUGAGUUCCUAAGAGUUGAUAAAGAAAACAAAACGCGUUACAACCUGUGUCGAUUAUCUACAUUCAUUCAAGCAGAAUGCUGGCCGGGUCAAGUGUUUUCGGAUUCUUUGUAUAAAUGUGUUCGAGACACUGAAAGAAAGGAACAAGAAGAAGAGGUGCAAAGUGUCACAAUGGUGAAGCCGACGGAAAACCCAACGGAGAAGUCACAGACAUCUGCGGAUACUACCACCACAGCGGACAGUCUAACGACAUCUGCGGAUAGUACUGCCACAACGAAGAAGUCACUCAUACCUGAGUAUAGUACCAUCAUAACGGAUAAUGUAAUGAUACCUGCGGAUAGUACCGCCACAGUGCAUAAUCCAACGAUACCUGCGGCUAGUACCGCCACAACGAAGAAGUCACUCAUACCUGAGGAUAGCACCACCAUAACGGAUAAUCUAACAAUACCUGCGGAUAGUACCGCCACAACGGAUAAUCCAACCGUACCUGCGAAUAUAAAUGCUGCCACAACGGAGAAGUCCUCGAUACCUACGGAUAGUACUGCUACAACGGAUAAUCCAACCGUACCUGCGGCUAGUACCGCCACAACGGGUAAUCCAUCCGUACCUGCAGAUAGUACCGCCACAACGAAUAAUCCAACCGUACCUGCGGCUAGUGCUACCACAACGGAUAAUUCAACGACACCUGCGGAUAGUACCGCCACAACGAGGAAGUCACUCAUACCUGAGGAUAGUACCACCACAAUGGAUAAUCUAACGAUACCUGCGCAUAGUACCGCCACAACGGGUAAUCCAACCGUACCUGCAGAUAGUACCGCCACAACGGAUAAUCCAACCGUACCUGCGGCUAGUGCUGCCACAACGGAUAAUUCAACGAUACCUGCGGAUAGUACCGCCACAACGAAGAAGUCACUCAUACCUGAGGAUAGUACCACCACAAUGGAUAAUCUAACGAUACCUGCGCAUAGUACCGCCACAACGGAUAAUCCAACCGUACCUGCGAAUAUAAAUGCUGCCACAACGGAGAAGUUCUCGAUACCUACAGAUGGUACCAUUACAACGGCAAAGUCACUGACCUAUUGUUAUACUAUCACCCCAAUGGAUAGUCCAACCAUACCUGCGGAUCGUACCGCCACAACGGAUAAUUCAACGAUACCUGCGGUUACUACCGCCACAACGGAUAAUCCAACGAUACCGCCAGAUAGUACCGCUACAACGGAUAAUCCAACCGUACCUGCGGAUAGUACCGCCACAACGGGUAAUCCAACCGUACUUGCGGACAGUACCGCCACAACGGAUAAUCCAACCGUACCUGCGGAUAGUACCGCCACAACGGAUAAUUGAAAGAUACCUCCGGAUACUACCACCA